Molecule: messenger RNA, 3218 nt
Organism: Ornithodoros turicata
Lineage: Eukaryota; Metazoa; Arthropoda; Arachnida; Ixodida; Argasidae
Exons: 2
Coding region: 454-2979 (841 amino acids)
Biological process (GO): cell surface receptor signaling pathway; G protein-coupled receptor signaling pathway
Cellular component (GO): membrane
Molecular function (GO): G protein-coupled receptor activity
Source: RefSeq, a predicted model, not a curated record
UUUAGCUCACUGUACACACACUGAACCGCUCCUUCGUGCACGCCACAGUGCAGCUAAAGAUAAAGUUCUGGGCGAAACAUAAAUACCAAUUAUGUCUUCCCGCCGUAUAGUUCUCAUCCCAGAGAGCGAACGCACACCGCUACAACGAGAGGUCUCGAAGCUCCAUCAGAAAAUUUCACGUUACAGCACGGCAGGAACUUCCUUAUCAACCGUCACGUGUUUCCACGGGUGAUACGUCGGCACUUAACGGCUUUAUAGCCUAGCUUGCUCCUUCGCCGCGAACAAAGUCCGCCUCGUUCAGUAUUGUGCACGGUAGCUUUACGAAGACACGCCCGAGCACAGCGAUGGCAACGCCUUCCACAUGAUCGCCUUUACGGCACGGUGGCAAGCUCGGAUCAACUUCAACCGCUGCACCAUGGGAUGAGACAUCGCUGACAGAUAUUGGACCUCGACAUGGGUGUCCUCGUCGCCAUCGUGACCAUUGUCGGCGCUCACUGCGUCGCCCUUUCUUCAACUGAGUCGAACAACCUUCAGAAGACAGUUCUACAAGAGGUCACCAAGAUGAUUGGAGGCUCAGUUGCUUACGAGUGCGACACCAGUGAAAUUAAUACAGGGUCGAUGUGUUCUUGUGACCCAUUUUGCAAUCGAUACGGCGACUGUUGCAUCGGCAUUGCUCAGGAAGUAUCACGCGAAGAGUACAGGUGCGCCCAGUUGGAACGUCACGGGCGUUACGUUUGGAUGCGAGCCUCGUGCCCAGGGCGAGAGAGACGGUCACGGGAGAAGUUCAUGUGCGAAGGUACAUUUACGAGCAAGUCUCACAGUUUGUCGUUCCUUGUCCAUAUUCCAGCUUUCCACAAGCCAUCGCAAACCUUAUACCGCAACGUCUACUGUGUGUUGUGCAACAAAGGACGGCUGGAAGAUAUUUAUGACUGGCACAUCCGGCUGCAGUCUGUAGGACAGGCACCGCCCGGAAAUCGAACUGCGGGUCAAUUGCCCGGAGUCCCAAUUUAUGAUGUUGAACGCCGUAUUUACGGCAUAGAGGAAGAGGGGACUGUGUACAAUUUUACGCUUCGGGCUGCCGAGUUCAGGUGGGAUAACUUUUCGCAAGAGUUUAACACGACGAGGUGCUCUCCUGUUGUGCACACGUGUCCGCAAGGAAGUGAUCCUCUGCUCGUUCGCAAAUGUGAACUGUAUGCCGCUUAUUAUACGCCUCACAUACGCCUAAAUGCGUCUUACAAGAACUAUCACUGUGCGCUGUGCAAUGGGGUUCCUCUCGAUACGGUUGAAGGAGAUUACAAGCUCGGAACUGAUCUGAAGCUUCUGCGUCCACAGAUAGGAACGGUAUUGCCAGUGUACAGCACCGGAACUUCUCGCCUCUACAGCAACUACUUCUGCGCCGCAUGCCACAACGACACCAACGACCUUCUGGUAUGGGCAGCGCAAUACACGUGCUCCUCUUCCAACGUCACCCUACAGGACGCUCGCGACGUCAUUUACAAUGUUACCCACAACAUAUACGUCGUACGAGAUAACGGCGACGAAGUCUCUUGCUUGCUUCGCAUCCUUCCAACGUCUCUACCCCAAGGCUUGCGACAAUGCCUCCGUGUCCAUUCUGCAUGCGCUCCUGACUGGCCCGCCAACGAUGACGCCCAGCGUCUUUGUCGCAUUUACUCAUUUCCGGUCGUCGACGCUUCUACUGAAGUGAUAUUCAAAAAUGCCCACUGCGCCCACUGCAACCACGUCGCUCUUGAGAGUCUGCACUGUGACCUUCCCACGGAUACCGUGGCUCCACCUCCAGAGCCUAGACACUGGGCAGAAAUCACCCUGAACUUCAAUGUGCGCCAGCAAUUGAACGAGUGCGACGUCUACGACCCAAUCUUCCAGCGGUGCAUGACGGUCGAACCGGGUGUCCACAAGAGUUGGUCCGUUCCGCGUAACGCUUGUCACGCAGACGAGAUGAUAUUGGACCCGAAGGACGUGAAAUUCGUCGGCAACACGUCGAUUAUUGUAGACGGCGACGUCGUUCACGAUUUUCGCGAAGUCAAAAUCGGAAACGAGUGGAAAAUAUGGGCAUGCGUCCCUGAAAGACCGGGCGAACUUGACUUCAGCGCUUCCCCAUCGGACACCGCAUCAAUUCUGUCGUACGUGUCGCUCAUAUGCCUGAUCUUGCACUUGCUGUCCUACUCUAUUUUGAGUCACCUCAGAACGCGUCAGGGCAAAGCCCUUCUCCUCGUCUCCGUUGGGCUGAUAUUUGAACAGAUAGCGAUGAUCGCUGGCAAAGCUGAAACGCCGGACACUGUCCCCUGCGCUGCCGCCGCGGUUUGUUCUCACUACUUCAUUCUCGUCUCGGCGUCCGCGUCCGACGUCCUGGCUUUCGACGUGUACCACGCAUUCAGCAAUUCUCAACUCCACGCCAGAGCCACCUGGCUUCUCGCGCGAUAUGCCGCCUACGCGUACCUCUGCCCGUUAGUACCGGUGCUCGUCGGCAUAGUCUUGCACACGCAGCUUUGGUACAAGGAUCUGUCACCGGAAUACGGCGAGAACCACCCUUGUUGGUUGAGCGAACGGGGCGGAGUUUUAGCGUUCCUGAUCAUCCCGUGGGCAGUGGCAGUUGGUCUGGCAACGUUGAUCCUCGUCGAAACGGUUCGCCGCGUGGGCAGUGCUUCGAGUGUGGAGAAGAAGACUCAGAAGUGGAGUGACCGCGCCCGGUUGCGUCGGUACAUAGGGUUCGUAAUAGUUUCGGGAGUCGCGUGCACGUUAGGCCUACUCGCGGUGUCCGGCCCGUUUCCCAAGCUGUGGCAGCCGUUCGCGGUGUCUCUUGCGCUUCGUGGGAUCUACGUCUUCGGAGCGUUUACCUGCUCAGACCGGCGCUUUUUGAGUGCGGUGCGGGAAAAGCUACGGCAACGCCGCAGUGACGUAUUGCGUGAUGAUGAUGCGAAUGUGAAUACCACAUCCCAUAGUUCGUCAAUCAAAAGUUGAGCGUGCGUUAGGGGCUGUGUUUGAGAAUCGAGCUGGUGCGGUGUUACAUGAUUUUUCUUUCAGUGCAAGAGCUGGCUCUAGAUGAACGAUGCAGACGAAUCUCUCACAAUUUGUUUCUGCUUUGUGAAUGAACGAAGGAACAUAAGGAAGAAAGGACAUACGAAGCUUUGUAAUUGCUGAUAUUGCAACAUUCUAUUGAAAUACAGUUGCUGAACGUCCAUGAAAGCAUAUGCACCCGA